Marchantia polymorpha subsp. ruderalis is the source of this 2123-nucleotide messenger RNA. Lineage: Eukaryota; Viridiplantae; Streptophyta; Marchantiopsida; Marchantiales; Marchantiaceae. The record is from the annotation of a GenBank genome assembly.
CGUAAUUAGAUUGUCAUGGCACGGAUUGCUACUCCACACGAGCUGAUACGAUGGACCAAGUUCAGACUGGGUCUAAAUCUGGAGCCGACAGAGUUUGUAUCGCAGGGCGGCUCAUCUGAGAAACCCGACGAGAGAGGAAGAAUGCGGCCGUCGCUGUCGCAAGAGAGAGUAGAGAGAGGGAGAGAGAGUUCAUGCAUGCACGCAAGGGGGCACGGCGUUCGAGGCCUUCCGAGGGCGCAUCUCGGAGUGUGUGGAUGCUGAAUAUUUUUAGAUCCCAUGACGUGGUCGGUCGGGCUUCUGCCAUGUCCGAGGCUCUUGCGUCUCCGUUACCGCAAGCUUCCGAUGCCGAACUCCUCGGGCCCACUUGCAACGCCCAGAACAGCAUCUGCGUCGCUUUUGGGGGCCUCCAUAUGGCCCAUCCUCAACACCACUCCCCUCCUUGUCGACUGGCGAUUUCCCUCGCCCGCUCCAGAGGGUGCUGCAGCGCAACCUCGCUCGUCCACCGGACUUUAUGCUGCAAGUGAGUAAUUUCAUCCGGUCAGGGACAGGAUUCCUUAGGGCGUGCGAUCGUUGGAAUUUCUGGCCGUGUUCUUUCCGUACGCCUUCUGGUUGUCGUUUGGAUUUGGAUUUCGAGAUGAAAUCGUUUCGUACUCGGAGAAUGCGGGAUUCAAAAAAUGCAUCAGAGAUCAGUUCGUCACAGAGUAAAAAUUGUUCUGUAGAUGCCUGGAAUUCUGAAUAGCGAGGGCACGGUAUCCUGUGGCUUUGCUUCCUGCAGGGGAAGCAGAAAUUUUGAGACGAAGUUGCUCAGGAAAAUUCUCAAAAACUUUGCGAGUCGAAGUGCCCACGUCAAUUUGUUCUGCCUCUGCAUCCUUUCAAACCUUGUCUGCGAAAAUGCCAGAAAUCAUACCUCGCUCUAUACCACCGCUAGGAUCUCUUAAGGCUGUUCUGUUCGACGUAGACGGCACUCUUUGUGAUUCAGAUCCGCUGCAUUAUGCGGCCUUCCGUGACAUGCUUCAGGAGAUUGGAUACAAUGGAGGAGUACCGAUUACUGAGGAGUUCUUCGUAAAAUACAUCAGUGGCAGGUUCAAUCCUGAUAUAGGACGUUUUCUCUUCCCCGAGUGGGAAGUGGCCGCUCAAACUAAAUUUACGGAAGACAAGGAAGCUUAUUUCAGAAGGAUGGCUGCCAAUCAGUUGGAAGCUCACAAGGGACUACACAAGUUUUGUGAAUGGCUGAAGAAGAAGAAUAUAAGAAGAGCAGCUGUGACAAAUGCACCUCGACUAAAUGCUGAGCAGAUGAUUGCGGGUAUUGGUCUGGGUGAUUUCUUUGAACACCUGGUCAUUGGUAGCGAAUGUACUCGAGCAAAGCCCUUUCCAGAUCCCUAUUUGACGGGACUUACUGCUCUUGGACUUCCAGCUGAUCAAGCUUUUGUUUUCGAGGACUCACCUGCGGGAAUAAAAGCAGCUGUUGCUGCCGAGUUGGCAGUCGUGGGAAUACUUGCAGGGAACCCCCGUGCCAGCCUGCUGGAGGCAGGGGCAAGCUUUGUGAUCGAGAGUUUCGACGACCCUGCCCUGUGGAAAGCUCUGGGAGAAGAAGACUCGUCCCAACGAGAGUUGUGAGCUUUGGGUCAUGGCAAUAAGCCGUGUUUUCUCGACAUUACCAUUUUUGACAGCUUCAUUCAUAUUUUAUCGCCGUGUCACACUAUGGGUGUAGCUUCUAGCCCCACCCACGGAUGCCUACACACGUCUUCAAUUGUCAAGGUCUCCAUCCAAGUAUCUGGUCCGUAGGGAUAGGGACCGAUACGUUCAAGCAGAUCAAUAGCAUCUCCGCUGAACAGCCCUCGGCGGAGCGUGUGAGUAUCUACGGUGUGUGCUCUAAUCGUCUCGAGAGAUUGCCAACUUCCACGCAUCAUUGAGAACAAAAUUAAGCCCAGAUCUCUGACAUUGGUCAGGUCUGGCGUUGGCCUCAGAAGCCAUUAGGCGGAGUUCAGGGCUGAUGUAACAAGUCGGGUCGAAGUUGUUGGCAUCGGAGGUCGCCAGAUGUUGAAUCCAAAAAGCGUUUUAUAAUCAAUGAGUCUGGGAUGGAGAAAUUCAGAGUCCGAGGCAUCGAAGACUGUAUUAUCGCA